GAAUGGCUCUUUGGCGAACUACAGCCAUCCUGGAAUGAACCAAUGACAGCCUCUCUAAUGAUAUGACAAUACCACUAUAUACAGGCCAAUGCCAGGCCCAUCGACUCGUCCCCAGACUCGACACCCGCGGUCUCGAGCACGUAUCCAGUGCUCUCUCCUAACACCAUGGCAACUCCACAGACAAAGGACGACACCAAGAUCCCCGAGACGACUAGCUAUCCCGAAGCAACAGACCAUGCCGCCGGCACCAGCUACGUCUACGAUGAGGGCGCUGUCGAGAACGUCGACGAGGCCUACCUCCGCGCCUCCAAGUCGACGAGAUUCUACAGAGGCGUGUUGUUCCAGAUGAUCCUUUUUGGAGCGCUAUCCUUCGUCGGACCUGCAAUGUCGGACGCCAUCUCUAACCUCGGGGGCGGCGGCCUCUCGACACCAUACUUGGCCAACUUGGCGACUGCUCUCAGCUACAUGGCCGGCUGUCUGAUCACCGUCUUUGGCGGGCCUCUGAUCAACAAGAUAGGAAUCAAGUGGUCCUGUAUGAUCGCCGCCGUCAGUAUGCCUCUUGCUGGUUCGGCCUACUACGUGAGCGCGAAGUACUCGAUAGACUGGUAUCUUCUCUUUGCAAGA
Molecule: messenger RNA, 624 nt
Organism: Colletotrichum acutatum
Lineage: Eukaryota; Fungi; Ascomycota; Sordariomycetes; Glomerellales; Glomerellaceae
Exons: 2
Coding region: 89-349 (86 amino acids)
Source: RefSeq, a predicted model, not a curated record